Messenger RNA from Capsicum annuum, 1245 nucleotides. RefSeq names its product histone chaperone ASF1B. Gene Ontology annotation, biological process: DNA replication-dependent chromatin assembly. NCBI's taxonomy places the organism in Eukaryota, Viridiplantae, Streptophyta, Magnoliopsida, Solanales, Solanaceae. Gene Ontology annotation, molecular function: histone binding. The coding region runs from base 380 to 961 and encodes 193 amino acids. The record is from RefSeq and is a predicted model, not a curated record. Gene Ontology annotation, cellular component: nucleus. The transcript has 3 exons.
UAAAAAUGUGCAAACUAUUUGAAAUGAAACAAAUCUAUUCAGAGUAAACAACUGACUCCAAAUAAAAGUACAAGGAGAAAAGUAGAAGAAUUGGGAAUGACAGGAACUCGGAACUCCCGCCAAUAUUAAAGACCUGCUAUAGCCGGUAGCUGCAGAAAAAGCCAGUCAUGCAGUAUAAAAAAAGCAUCCCCAAAGUGAAGAGCUACUUCGUUCAUUCCCCAUGUUGUUCUAGUUGCUGUUUUUUUUUUUUACUUAUGGCGAUGAAAAGAUCUUUGUGUCUCCGUCGGAGUUUCUAAAUUCGAAGCUUUACUUCUUCACACAAUCCGCCGCCGCCGAGGGUCGUUGUCAGUAAUUACAACUUUGAUUAGCUAUACAAAAAAUGAGUGCGGUGAACAUAACGAAUGUGACGGUAUUAGACAAUCCGGCGUCGUUUUUGUCGUCGUUCCAGUUUGAAAUUUCUUACGAGUGCCUCGCUCCUCUCCAAGACGAUUUGGAAUGGAAGCUCAUCUAUGUUGGAUCAGCUGAGGAUGAAACAUAUGACCAACUUCUAGAAAGCGUUUUUGUUGGCCCUGUAAAUGUUGGAAAUUAUCGCUUUGUCUUGCAGGCGGACCCUCCAGAUCCGUCAAAAAUUCGUGAAGAAGACAUUAUUGGUGUUACUGUCCUCUUGUUGACCUGCUCAUAUUUGGGGCAGGAAUUUGUUCGAGUUGGCUACUAUGUGAACAACGAUUAUGAUGAUGAGCAGCUGAGGGAAGAGCCUCCACAGAAAGUCUUAAUUGAUAGGGUUCAAAGAAAUAUAUUAACGGACAAACCUAGAGUAACAAAGUUCCCUAUUAACUUUCGCCCUGAAAAUAGUGAAAGAGAGGAGCAAGCCCCUCUACCUGAUCAUGUGGGUGAAGAAGAGGACCAAAACGAAGGGCAAUUACCUUUGCCUAAGAGUAAAUCAGAUGAAGAUGGAGCCUAAUAUGAAGAUUUUAGCUCUGUCUAAUCCCCUCUGUUUUGGUUUGACAAUAUUUUGUCUUGUAAGAUAUCUCGUCCUGGUUCUCGUGGAUGACUAAUCAUCAAAACCUGUGCUUUUUUUUUUUUUUUUUCUUGUGAUAUAUGUAUCAAGUCCAGUCUCAUUUUGAAGCAGUUAACUAGGCUUAAUUUUGGGGGUUUAGAAGAAACUGUAUGUGGACUAGAUGCCAAUUCUGGCUUUGUAUUUUGGUCCUAAAUGUUUAUAUGCAGACUCUGACCUUAUGGUACUGA